AUGGCGCACUUGAUAUUCCGGCUGCUCACGCUCUUGCUGUCCUUUUUCCUUCACCAGCAGGUUCUGGCGCAAACGACCACCUCAUCGACGCCAGGUGGAAGCGUCAGCUCAACAUCAUUGUCGAAUUCAGCGACGCUGACGCCGAGUCCAGCGUCAUCUUCAUCUACUCCUCCGGAUGUCUACCUGAACGUUCCGACCCUCUCUGUUGGCCGCAUUGAGCUUGACGUCGACGAUCUGCGGGCAGAUAUCAACUUGAAUGCGCAGGUGGCGUCCCUGGUCACCCUGAAUGCUGGCGUGGCCCUUUCCAUUCAAGAAGUCAACCUCACUAUUUCGGAUGUCGACGCGGAGCUUGAACUGAUUGUCCGUCUGGGACACCUGGUCGACAUCGUCAACCGAGUCUUCGAGUCCUUGGACCUCAACCCUCUCUUGAUCUCCGCCAUCAACAAUGUCACCUCGUUGCUCGAGCCAAUUGUGGGGGCAGUCGAUGGCCUCCUCGGUUCCAUCACUCAAGGAGGAACGACACUAUCAUUCUUGAUCGACAACCUGGGGAAUAUCGUCCAGGAGGUCGGCGGGGUGAGCACCAUCGUCGGAAAUUAUCUGACAAACAUGACCGACACGGGGGUCAGUCAGACACUGUCUGGUGGUCUGAUUGAGAAGACAUACUCAUAUGCUCCGCUCAAUGCGUUGGUGGACAUUGUCUUCAACACAGCUGGGCAAGUUGUUCAGGCAACCGUACAGAAGCAGAGCGGGAGCGGCGGAAGCACUACGACAAGUUCUACAUCGGCGUCAAGUACCACACCGGCUCCAUCGUCAUCUACCAGCAGCUAG
Molecule: messenger RNA, 828 nt
Organism: Fonsecaea multimorphosa CBS 102226
Lineage: Eukaryota; Fungi; Ascomycota; Eurotiomycetes; Chaetothyriales; Herpotrichiellaceae
Exons: 1
Coding region: 1-828 (275 amino acids)
Source: RefSeq, a predicted model, not a curated record